Molecule: messenger RNA, 1294 nt
Organism: Cuscuta epithymum
Lineage: Eukaryota; Viridiplantae; Streptophyta; Magnoliopsida; Solanales; Convolvulaceae
Source: the annotation of a GenBank genome assembly
ACUGCAAAUCAAAAGAAACCCACUUCAAGCCUUUUUGUGAGCAAUUGAGCAUUAACUGUGUCUUUCCUUCAAACCCUUGACAACUCCGCACGUUUAAACCCUUUCGCUCUUCCUCGGUUAUGUGAAGCAAAAAUGGUAGAACAGAAACCCAAUCUCACAGCCGGACUUUGGCCCUCAGUCAAGCCUUUUAUCAAUGGAGGCUGUUCUGGUAUGCUAGCCACAUGCGUUAUCCAGCCAAUUGACAUGAUUAAGGUAAGAAUACAGUUGGGCCAGGGGUCAGCCGCACAAGUGACCAGACAUAUGCUUAAAGAUGAAGGCUUCGGUGCUCUUUACAAGGGUUUGUCUGCUGGGCUGCUUAGACAAGCCACAUAUACAACUGCCAGACUUGGAUCAUUCACAAUGUUGACAAAGAAAGCUGUUCAAGAAAAUGACGGGAAGCCGUUGCCAUUGUAUCAGAAGGCUUUGUGUGGGCUGACAGCUGGAGCGAUUGGAGCAUGUGUUGGCAGUCCAGCUGAUUUGGCCCUCAUCCGUAUGCAGGCUGAUGCCACCUUACCUGCUUCCCAUCGGCGUAACUACAAAAAUGCCUUCCACGCCCUUUAUCGUAUUGUUGCAGAUGAAGGAGUUUUAGCUCUCUGGAAAGGUGCUGGCUCAACCGUGGUUAGAGCAAUGGCACUUAACAUGGGAAUGCUUGCCUCUUAUGAUCAAAGUGUUGAGUUCUUUCAAGAUACACUUGGUAUGGGCGAGGCUGCCACAGUGCUAGGGGCCAGUAGUGUUUCUGGGUUCUUUGCUGCAGCCUGCAGUUUGCCAUUCGAUUAUGUGAAAACACAAAUUCAGAAGAUGCAACCAGACCAUCAAGGAAAAUAUCCAUUUACUGGUUCCUUCGAUUGUGCCAUGAAAACUUUGAAGUCUGGAGGCCCUUUGAAAUUUUACACCGGAUUUCCAGUGUAUUGUGUUAGAAUUGCCCCCCAUGUCAUGAUGACAUGGAUAUUCCUAAAUCAGAUCCAAAAGAUAGAGACAAAUAUUGGAUUGUAGUUUCUUCUCGUUCAUGGGAAAAGCGCACAAGUCAAACUUCAUGAUUUUUAACCCAACUCUUGACUGUCUCAUAAUUGGUUAAUGCAGGGAUUUGAAGUUCCUGUGAUUUUUCUUUUUUAAUUUUUAAAUUAUUAUUUUCCGGAAUUUUCCUGGCGCAAUUUUUUGUAAUAAAAAUAAUAAUGUAUGUACCCAGCAUUCCAGCAAUGAGAAUUGAAUUCUUUUCAGGCAUCCAUCAGGGCUUGGCUAUGUAAACAUGUCCGGU